Messenger RNA from Drosophila elegans, 611 nucleotides. RefSeq names its product protein Turandot A-like. The record is from RefSeq and is a predicted model, not a curated record. The coding region runs from base 34 to 474 and encodes 146 amino acids. Lineage: Eukaryota; Metazoa; Arthropoda; Insecta; Diptera; Drosophilidae. Gene Ontology annotation, biological process: immune system process. The transcript has 2 exons.
ACGCGGGCUGGGCUAUAAAUUCAGCUAACUUGGAUGCAAAAUUAUCAGUUUGGUUUGUUUCAGCGUUCCAAUAAGACCUACAAGAUGAAAUCCUCAAUUUCUUUAAUGUGCUUUGCACUGAUCCUUAUCAGUCCUUUGUGCUUGGGAUACACUGACGAAGAACGUGAUGCUGACGGCCGUAGAGUUGCUGAGAUUAUACGAACCUCUCAGGACGACGAUUCCAAAAUCAAUAAUACCCAGGAAUUACUUGACAUAUAUAGACGUUUAUAUCCUAGAGUGACACUGGAAGAUAGGGAUGUAAUCGACAGGUAUAUCAAAGAACAUACCGAUGAAAUACUAAUCGAUGGAGUUCCGAGUCAAGGCGGUCGGAAAAGCAAGUACGUUGGAAAAGUCUUGACUCCAGUUGCGAAGGACGUGGCUUCUGGAUUCUUUCAAGAACUCGGUGCAAAAAUUGCUCGUUUAUUCUCUUGGUAAACUGCAUUAGGUAUAUAUGCAAGUUUACUUUCUAAAAUUGUUAUAUUUUUCUAAACCAAAAUAUGUAAUUCCAAAACUUUAAUAGUUGUGUAUGAAAUGUUCAACAUAUAAAUUCAAAUAAAAUUGUUUAGCAAUAA